CUCUCCCUUGCCCUAAUAUUUUAGACAAUGGGUUUAUCCUUUCCUCUCAUCAUCUUGAUCGUGCACUAUCUUGUUUCAUUGAUGAUGUUUAAUCUUAUACUUUUUGCCUCUUCUUCUGGUGUGCAGCCCCUGUGCCAUGAUGAUGAGAGAUUUGCCUUGUUGCAAUUCAAGGAAAGCUUCACCAUCAGUCAGUCCGCGUCCACAAAUCCCUCUACUUAUUUGAAGGUUUCAUCGUGGAAGCCUGAUCAAAUCAGUGAUUGCUGCAAGUGGGACGGUGUAGAGUGCAAUAAGGACACUGGUCAUGUCAUCGGCCUCGAUUUCAGUAGCAGCUGUCUUAAAGGUUUUCUCAACUCCAGUAGCAGCCUCUUUCGCCUUGCUCACCUUCAAAACCUCAAUUUGGCCGACAAUGACUUUAACUCUUCUCCACUUCCAACUAGUUUUAGGCAGUUUUCAAGGCUAACAAAUCUCAACCUCUCAAACUCUGUAGUUUCUGGCCAAAUCCCUUCAGAAAUUUUAGAGCUCUCCAAGUUAGUUUCCCUAGAUCUCUCAUAUAAUCAUCGGUUGAAGCUCCAAAAAUCUGGCUUAACAGUUAUAGCUCAAAACUUCACAAACUUGGAAGUACUAAAUCUUGCCCAUGUUGUUAUAUCAUCCAACGUACCCAAUAUCUUUGCAAACUUAACUUCUUUAACAUCUCUAACUCUAUACAAGAGUGACCUGCAUGGUGAGUUUCCCGUGGGAAUUUUCCAUCUACCUAAUCUUCAGCUUCUUCGUAUAGAGUUUAACGAAUACCUCACGGGAUAUGUCCCAGAACUUAACAUAACUAGCCCCCUUGUUACAUUGGGACUUAGAUUCACGAACUUCUACGGUGAGAUACCGGAUUCGAUUGGUCACCUCAAAUCCUUGGUUGAGUUUACUGCGGGUAAUUGCAAUUUCUCGGGAGAAAUACCAUCUUCACUAGGUAACCUUACUAUUCUAAUUGAUUUAGAUCUUGUAUCAAAUAGGUUGCACGGUUCAAUUCCACAAUCAAUAUCAAGGCUUGUAAAUCUUGAAACUCUGCGUCUCGAUAAUAACUAUUUCAGUGGCAGGGUGGAGUUUGAGUUGUUUCUAAGACUCGGAAAGCUAGAGGUAUUGCAGUUAUCUGGAAACAAUAUUUCAUUGCUUAUAAAUCCGAGUACCAACUCAACUUUUCCAAAAUUUAGUAUAUUAUGCCUAUAUGAUUGUGACUUGCAUGAGUUCCCAGAGUUUCUGAGGAACCAAGAUCAGUUGGAGGUAUUAGAGCUUGGCGGAAACAAAAUUCAUGGCCAAGUUCCAAAAUGGAUGGGGAAUGUAAGUAUAGAAACUCUAUGGGGUGUAGGUCUGGAACACAACUUUCUCACCGGUUUCGACCAAUUUCCUGUUGUACUCCCCUACGUUAAUCUAAAGCUUCUGUUGCUUGAUUAUAACAUGCUUCAAGGGUUUGGGCCAAUCCCACCACCUUCUAUUGAUAUCUAUACGGUCUCAAACAACAGGCUGACCGGAGAAAUUCCACAUUUGAUUUGCAAUCUAAGUUUAAUAACUAUGCUCGAUUUGUCAAGCAACAACUUGAGUGGCAAUCUUCCUCAAUGUUUAGGCAACUUGAGUGCUUCUCUCAAAAAAUUGGAUCUACAGAACAAUAGUUUUCAUGGAACCAUUCCUCGGAUCUGCGGUGAAGCAAACAAAUUGAUGAUGAUUGAUUUCAGCAAAAAUCAUUUACAGGGGCGUGUACCGAGAUCAUUGGCAGAUUGUACCAAGCUUGAAGCUGUUAAUCUUGGUAACAAUCAGAUACAUGAUGUUUUUCCUUCCUGGUUGGGCAUUCUUCCAGAGUUGAGGGUUCUCAUUUUGAGAUCUAAUGAAUUCUAUGGUACAAUAGGAAGUUCUGAUAGCAAUUUCGAUUUCCCGAAAUUGCACAUCAUUGACCUCUCAAAUAAUGAUCUUACUGGCAAGUUGCCCUCUGAACACUUCCAAAAUUGGAAAGCCAUGCAAAUCGUCGAUGACGAGCAAUUAAAGUACAUGGAGGAACAAAAACUUGUACGGGUGUCUCGAGGUGCUAAUCAUGUUAUCUACUCUUUCUCAAUGACAAUGAUGAACAAAGGCACAGAGAUGGUGUAUCAAAAAGUCUCAAAUUUGUUCAUAGUUAUUAAUCUCUCGAGGAACAGAUUUGAAGGAGAAAUUCCAGAAGUGGUGGGGCAUCUAAAAGGACUUAAUUUGCUCAACCUUUCCCACAACUUUCUCACAGGUCCUAUUCCAUUUACAUUGGCAAACUUGACAGGGCUAGAGUCAUUGGAUCUAUCUCAAAACAAGCUUUCUGGUGUGAUCCCUCGGCAAUUAACAGAACUCACUUUCCUUUCACACUUUAAUGUCUCCCAUAAUCAAUUGACAGGACCUAUACCACAUGGGAAACAAUUCGACAUAUUCAACAACAAUUCGUUUAGUGAGAACCCUAAAUUAUGCGGAAGCCCUUUGUCAAAGAAGUGUUGGAAUCUUGAAGACUCACUGCCUCCAUCUUCAAGCCACAACUCAACAAACCACAACUCAGAGUUCUCAUUUGAAUUUGGUUGGAAAGUAGUCGCGAUGGGAUAUGGAUGUGGAUUCGUGUUCGGAGUUGUGUUUGGGCAAAUCGUUAUCACAAAGAAUUAUUGUUGGUUUAUGAAGACGUUUGCUAUUGGGCAACCGAACCGAAGAAGGGUGAAUUGGAAGGGACGCAUAAAUUAA
Molecule: messenger RNA, 2730 nt
Organism: Juglans regia (Persian walnut)
Lineage: Eukaryota; Viridiplantae; Streptophyta; Magnoliopsida; Fagales; Juglandaceae
Product: receptor-like protein 7
Exons: 1
Coding region: 28-2730 (900 amino acids)
Molecular function (GO): protein binding
Source: RefSeq, a predicted model, not a curated record